This is a messenger RNA of Fragaria vesca subsp. vesca, 1788 nucleotides long. Its product is annotated as TMV resistance protein N-like. Lineage: Eukaryota; Viridiplantae; Streptophyta; Magnoliopsida; Rosales; Rosaceae. Bases 154 to 1788 code for a protein of 544 amino acids. The record is from RefSeq and is a predicted model, not a curated record. The transcript has 2 exons.
ACGGCAACACGAAGACUUCCAUGUCUUUCAGUUGAGACCUUUCUAAUUCUAAGUCAUCGCUGCUUUCUCUGCUGUAUCACAAUCUAGACACUAUCAAAACCAAUACUCCCAUCCCUUUUGAUAUUCAGCAGAUAUUUGCGCUAAUCAAACAAUAUGGAUUCAAUCACCACUGGAUUCGCAGCCUCUUCUUCUACUACUACGACUCAUCAGUCGUGGACUUAUGAUGUCUUUUUGAGUUUCAGAGGUGAUGAUACACGCAACAAUUUCGUAGCCCAUUUGCACAGCAAUUUGAUCCGAAAGGGAAUCAGAACCUUCUUGGACGAUGAUGGACUCAGAAGAGGAGUAGAGAUAUCAUCCGAGCUACACAAAGCAAUUGAAGAGUCAAAAGUUUCAAUCGUUGUGUUCUCUGAAACUUAUGCUUCUUCAAAGUGGUGCUUGGAAGAACUUGUGAAGAUUCUCGAGUGUAAAGAGUCAAAGAAACAAAUGGUUUACCCUGUAUUUUAUAAGGUAGAUCCAUCGGAUGUGCGAAACCAAAAUGGUAGUUUUGGUAAAGCACUGGCUGAUCAUGAAUGCACAUUCAAGGAUCGGUUGGAGAAAGUUGUGAGAUGGAGGGAAGCUCUUACAAAAGCAGCCAAUCUUUCUGGGCUGCAUUUCUCGGACGGAGGUAAUGAAUCUAGGUUUAUUGAUGCAAUCCUGGAAGAAGUUUCAGCAAAACUAUUACACCGUACAUAUUUAAAUGUGGCGAAGUACCCAGUUGGAAUGGAAUCUCGUGUAGAAGAUAUGCUUAAACUUUUGAGUGUUGGGGGAAAUGGUGUUCAAAUGGUAGGGAUAUGGGGAGUUGGAGGAAUAGGCAAAACUACACUUGCUAAAGCAGUUUACAAUUCAGUUGCUCAUAAAUUUGAAGAUAGUUGCUUUUUGGCAAAUGUUAGAGAAGAGUCGAUGACAUCUGGAGGCUUUGUCCGUCUACAAAAGAUAUUGUUUUCUGAGAUUCUAGGGUGGAAAGAUUUUUGUCCUUCUAGUGUUGAUAGAGGAAUCACUCUGAUAAAACAAACAAUGAGCAAUAAAAGAGUGCUCUUAAUUCUUGAUGAUGUGAAUCAUUUGAACCAAUUGAACAAUUUAGUAGGAAAUCCUAAUUGGUUUGGUUCAGGCAGUAGAAUAAUCAUAACAACUAGAGAUAAGCAUUGCUUAACUGGUUACGAUGUCAAUGAAAUAUACAAGGUGGAGAAGUUAAGUCAUCAUGAAGCAUUAGAGCUAUUCAACUUUAAUGCCUUCCAAGAUCAUAGACACAAGGAAGAUUAUGUUGAACUUGUCAAGAAUGUCCUCCUUUAUGCUCAAGGGCUUCCAUUGGCUCUAGAAGUUUUGGCUGCAGACUUACGUGGUAGAGAUGUAAAUCAAUGGAAAUAUGCAUUGGACAGUUAUAGAAGUCUUCCCAAGCAAGAGAUUCAGGAAGUUCUGAAAAUAAGUUAUCAUGCACUUGAACAUUCGAUCAAAGAAGUUUUUCUUCACAUUGCUUGCUUUUUCAAAGGCAAAAGUAAGGAUUAUGUAACACAGAUACUAGAAGCCUGCGACCUCAACCCUGAGUAUGCUAUUGAUUUACUUGAGGAAAAGGCCCUAAUAGUUGUCACUGAAGAAAAAAGAAUUCAAAUGCAUGACCUGCUGGAAGAAAUGGGUCGAGAGAUAGUCUUACAAGAGUCACCAAAUGAGUCUGGUCAACGUAGCAGAUUGUGGCGUUAUGAAGAUGUGUACCACGUUUUUAUGGAAAACACAGUAAGUGAUGCAUUGAUCUAA